This is a messenger RNA of Myripristis murdjan (pinecone soldierfish), 7494 nucleotides long. RefSeq names its product neurexin-1a. The transcript is spliced from 27 exons. The record is from RefSeq and is a predicted model, not a curated record. Lineage: Eukaryota; Metazoa; Chordata; Actinopteri; Holocentriformes; Holocentridae. Bases 1349 to 5851 code for a protein of 1500 amino acids.
AACAGGGAGCAGAGAGAGGAGCUUUCAUGUAAAACUGUUGAGUUAAUAGAGUGGCUCUUAGUUUGAGAUUGCCAGUCAUAUUCAAAGAAAAGGUUCACAUGAUCUGAAACCCUCAAAGCAAGAGCAAAAGCUGUGUUCUAUAGCACCCGUAUGGACCUUCAUUCACUCCUCCAUUACUUGGAUAUCUGCCGAUGGUAGACUUGUAGAUUUCAGACAAGUGGGGAUGACGGAGUGGAACUGAAACCAGAGGCCAGUCAGCUGAUUAUCUCUUCAUUCCCAAGGCUGUGAUGCACAACUUUGAACAAAUAAAAGUAAAAGUUACCUGAGAGCACCACACCUGAUCGUUCAUCUACAAAGCUAAAGGGCAAUAUCGCGAAAGCUGCCUACAUGUCAUGAAUGUCCAUGGAUGGAUGCGUGCGAGGCAGAGGCGCUGUCCAAGGUGCUGCAUUCAGCCCCUCCCCUCCCCUCCCCUCCACGGUAGACAUCACGGAGAGACACGUGAUGCGCUGUCUCUGGCUCCUGACAGUCGCUGGAUAAGCUCAACAGGGAAACCAGAUUGCACCUUCUCUUCCACAAGGAUAACUGGAUUUUUGUUUUCACUCCCACCUCCCCCGGCCCGCGGUUUAAAUUUUGUUGUUCUGUCGAGAAACAAACUAUCGAAGACGGAAUAUCCAAGAGGGCGUUGGGACUGAGGACUGCCUUGACAGACAGACUGUUUCUUUUGCUGAGCUUAUCAGCCAGUGUGGCUCCAUAUGGCCUUUUUCCACAUUGCAACAGAGGAUGCAGGGUGAAAAGCCCCGAGCAAGGCUUCCAGUUACCCGCCAAAGAACGCUGGCAUGAACAUGAAGAUUAAAGCUGCCAUUUCAACUCAAGUAAAACCGUGCACACUCUAACUGGCACCAGAAGGAGCUGUUCCAUAAUUACAUAAAUUAGAUCAAGUGUGCCCAAUGGAUAUUUGAAUCCCUGUCACUUUGCUCUAAAUAGCCAUGGCAGGCAGGACCUUUAAACAGUUCAAACUAUUUUGGCGCUAAGAGUGAGAGGUUUGGCCAGUGGCCUGGAUAGUGUGAGGUAAUGAUAUUUGCUCCAGGAGAUUAGUGUUGGCCAAGCCUACUGCUAUGCAAAUAUAUUAUCCUAUUUAGUCUUUUAUUCUACAAUGCAUCAGCUCAUACCAACAUAUCUGUGUGGGCAGUCAAUUAUAUGCCUGUUAGCCUACUCUGUCACAGCCAACCCAACAUUCUUGCUUAAGCAAAAGUUCCUCUAAAAAAAAAAAAAAAAGACGAAGAAGAAGAAGAAGAAUAUCUGCCCUAGCCAUAGUAUCCCUCCACCUACAUCAAGUUGUGGUCACACCAUGGUUUUACAAAUGCGGCAUGGUGCCCAUAUCAUAUGGGUUGGGCUGCUCAUUUGUUGUUUGGUAGAGAUAGGCACUUGUCUAGAAUUUACAGGUGCUGAGGGACAGUGGGCUAGAUUUCCAAUGUGGAAUGCAUGCUGCGAAAGUGAAAUGAGUUUCAACAUGAAAACCAAGAGUUCCCAUGGGCUCCUAGUUUACUUCGAUGAUGAGGGAUUUUGUGACUUUUUAGAACUUCUCAUUCUGAAUGGUAAACUCAGCCUUCGUUUCUCUAUCUUCUGUGCCGAGCCUGCAACUGUUCUGUCUGACACAGCGGUCAAUGACAGCCAAUGGCAUGCGGUGACAAUAAGGAGAAACUUUAAGAAUACAACCCUAAUGGUGGACAAUGAGGUAAAGUGGGUAGAGGUGAAGUCGAAAAGACGGGAUAUGACUGUCUUCAGCCAUUUGUUUCUUGGUGGAAUACCACCGGAAUUACGAUCCGUGGCACUACGACUUACAUCGGCUGCAGUCAAGGACCAGGCACCUUUCACUGGAUGGAUAACGGACAUAAAGGUCAACAAAACGGAGUCUGUGAUGAUCAACAGUGAAGGGGUCAUAAAUGACCUCUGUGGUACAGCCAACAUUUGCUUAAAUGGAGGAGUCUGCAGUUUAAUUAACAACGAGCCAACAUGUGACUGCUCUCGGACGGGUUUCCAAGGGAAGGACUGCAGUGAAGAAGACAACUAUGCUGAAGGUCUGGCACACCUGAUGAUGGGCGACCAAGGUAAAAGUAAAGGGCAGAGAGGGGAAGCUUGGCUUCUAAGGUCCCUACUGAGCAUUCAAGGAAAAGAAGAAUAUGUUGCAACCUUCAAAGGAUCGGAGUUCUUCUGCUACGACUUGUCCUUGAACCCGAUUCAAAGCAGCAGUGAUGAAAUCACAUUGUCAUUCAAAACCCUACAGAGGAAUGGACUGAUGCUGCACACGGGCAAAUCAGCUGAUUACGUCAACCUGGCACUGAAAAAUGGGGCUGUCUCACUCGUCAUUAAUUUGGGGUCUGGAGCCUUUGAAGCUCUGGUGGAGCCAGUCAAUGGGAAAUUUAAUGACAAUGAUUGGCAUGAUGUCAAAGUAACAAGGAAUCUACGUCAGCACUCAGGCAUUGGACACGCUAUGGUAACAAUAUCCGUGGAUGGGAUUCUGACCACCACAGGAUAUACACAAGAAGACUACACCAUGCUAGGCUCUGACGACUUUUUCUAUGUUGGAGGCAGUCCUAGCACAGCUGACCUGCCUGGAUCUCCUGUUAGCAACAACUUUAUGGGCUGCCUCAAAGAGGUUGUAUACAAAAACAACGAUGUGAGGCUAGAGCUGUCCAGGCUGGCCAAGCAGGGUGAUGCCAAGAUGAAGAUCCAUGGCAUCGUGGCCUUCAAGUGUGAGAACGUGGCCACCCUGGACCCCAUCACGUUUGAGACGCCAGAGUCUUAUAUCAUCCUCAACAAGUGGAAUGCUAAGAAGACAGGCUCCAUCUCCUUUGACUUUCGCACCACAGAGCCCAAUGGCCUGCUCCUCUUUAGCCAUGGCAAACCCAAACAGCCGCCAAAGGAUUCAAAGAGCCCCCAGACUCUCAAGGUGGACUUCUUUGCCAUUGAGAUGCUGGACGGCCAUCUGUACCUGCUGCUUGACAUGGGCUCAGGCACCACCAAAACCAAGGCAGUCAAUAAGAAGGUCAAUGAUGGCGAGUGGUACCAUGUGGACUUCCAGCGAGACGGCAGAUCAGGUACCAUCUCCAUCAACACACUCCGUACUGCCUACACAGCCCCAGGGGAGAGUGAGAUCCUGGACUUGGAUGACAAUCUCUACCUUGGGGGUCUGCCAGAGAACAAAAUGGGGCUUGUGUUCCCCACUGAGGUGUGGACGGCGCUCCUCAACUAUGGCUACGUGGGCUGUAUCCGGGAUCUAUUCAUUGAUGGACAGAGUAAGGAUGUGCGACGCCUGGCUGAGGUCCAGAAGGCCGCUGGGGUCAAGCCCUCCUGCUCUAAGGAACCCCCCAAACAGUGUCUGAGCAACCCCUGCCAAAACAAUGGAAUCUGUAGAGAAGGCUGGAACCGCUAUGUGUGUGACUGCUCUGGAACCGGUUACCUGGGCCGCUCCUGUGAGAGAGAUGCAACUGUGCUCAGCUAUGAUGGCAGCAAAUUCAUGAAGAUCCAGCUGCCACUGGUGAUGCACACAGAAGCCGAGGACGUGUCUCUGCGCUUCCGUUCUCAGCGAGCCUAUGGCAUCCUAAUGGCCACCACAUCUCGGGACUCUGCUGACACCCUGCGUCUGGAGCUGGAGACGGGACGCGUCCGCCUGACUGUCAAUUUAGAUUGUAUCAGGAUUAACUGUACCUCCAGCAAAGGUCCAGAGACAAUUUUUGCGGGUCAGAAUCUGAACGAUAAUGAAUGGCACACAGUGCGUGUGUUCAGGAGGGGAAAGAGUUUGAAACUGACCGUAGAUGAUCUGCCACCUGUGGAAGGUCAAAUGGCAGGUGACCACACACAACUGGAGUUCCAUAACAUUGAGACGGGUAUUGUGACAGAGAAGCGCUACAUGUCCAUGGUGCCAUCCAACUUCAUUGGCCAUCUCCAGAGCCUCUCCUUCAAUGGCAUGGCCUACAUAGACCUCUGUAAAAAUGGUGACAUUGAUUACUGUGAGCUCAAUGCCAUGAUUGGCUUCAAGAACAUCAUUGCUGACCCUGUCACCUUCAAGUCACGCUCCAGCUAUGUGACCCUCACUACCCUACAGGCCUACUACUCCAUGCACCUUUUCUUCCAGUUCAAAACCACCUCUUCGGACGGCCUUAUCCUGUACAACAGCGGGGACGGGAAUGACUUCAUUGUGAUAGAGCUGGUCAAAGGAUACCUGCACUAUGUGUCUGACCUGGGAAAUGGAGCUCACUUGAUCAAGGGCAACUCAAACAAGCCCCUGAAUGACAACCACUGGCACAAUGUCAUCAUCUCCAGGGACACAAACAACCUCCACACUGUCAAGAUUGACACCAAGGUCACCACCCAAACUACCACAGGAGCCAAAAAUCUGGACUUGAAGGGUGACCUUUACAUUGGUGGCGUUGCCAAGGAGAUGUACAAAGAGCUGCCCAAACUGGUGCAUGCCAAGGAGGGUUUUCAAGGUUGUCUGGCAUCAGUGGAUCUGAAUGGACGCCUCCCAGACCUGAUGUCAGACGCCCUGGACUGUGUGGGACAGAUAGAGAGGGGCUGUGAAGGCCCCAGCACUACGUGCCAAGAGGACUCAUGUGCCAACCAGGGUGUGUGUCUCCAGCAGUGGGAGGGCUUCAGCUGUGACUGCAGCAUGACGUCUUUUGGAGGACCGCUCUGCAAUGACGCGGGAACAACAUACAUAUUUGGACGAGAUGGUGGACUGAUCACAUACACAUGGCCACCGAACGACCGUCCCAGCACGCGGGCAGACAGGCUAGCCAUUGGCUUCAGCACACAUCUGAAGGACGCCGUCCUGGUGAGGGUGGACAGCUCCUCUGGUCUCGGAGACUACUUGAAGCUUCACAUUGAAAAGGGAAACAUUGCAGUUGUAUUUAAUGUCGGAACAGAUGACAUUAAUAUUGAGGAGACGUCAAAGUUUGUAAAUGACGGAAAGUACCAUAUAGUGAAGUUUACGAGGAGUGGGGGUAAUGCCACUCUGCAGGUGGAUGACCUGCCAGUCAUUGAGCGCUACCCCACAGGCAACAAUGAUAACGAACGCCUGGCGAUUGCUAGACAGCGAAUCCCAUAUCGACUUGGUCGAGUAGUUGACGAAUGGCUACUCGACAAAGGGCGGCAGCUUACAAUCUUCAACAGCCAAACCACUAUACAGAUUGGGGGCUGGGAGCGAGACCGGAGUCGAUCCUUUCAGGGCCAGCUUUCGGGCCUCUACUAUAAUGGGUUGAAGGUGUUCAACAUGGCUGUGGAGGGGGAUCCCAACAUUAAAAUCCAGGGCAGUGUGCGGCUGGUAGGCGAGUCGCCCUCCUCAAUUACGCCACAGUCAAGUGCUACAGCCAAUCGCUCCGAGACCUCUACAUCCAUCAUGGAGAUCACCACGACCACAGCGUCCAGCAGGAGAGUCAAGCAGACCACACCACGAGAGCCUCAGCAGACAACAGAUGACCUGCUGGUGGCAUCAGCUGAGUGUCCAAGCGAUGAUGAGGACAUCGAUCCCUGUGAGCCGAGCUCAGCCAAUCCCACGGGCGCUGGACCAAAGGGCUACCCAGGCACUUCAGAGGUCUUCCGCGAGUCCAGCAGCACUACAGGGAUGGUGGUCGGCAUUGUAGCAGCCGCAGCCCUCUGCAUCCUCAUCCUCCUUUACGCCAUGUACAAAUACCGGAAUAGAGACGAAGGCUCCUACCACGUAGACGAGAGUCGCAACUACAUCAGCAACUCAGCGCAGUCCAACGGCACCGUUGUUAAAGAGAAACCAGUCAACACCGCAAAGACCUCAAGCAAAAACAAGAAGAACAAGGAUAAGGAGUAUUACGUGUGAUCCUCAGUACAUUGGGCUUCGCCAGACCGAUGAAAACUUUUCUCAAAAAGACACAAAUCAGGAGAUCAUCAUGUGUACAGUAUAUUAACAAAGAGGAACAAAAAAACAAACAUUAUUUAGUCAUUUUUCCUGUAAGACAGUGCGCUGAAAAGAGAAUAUGAGAAUGAAAUAAAACUUUCUUUAGACUUAAAUCAAGCACACAAAACUACGGAGGUAGCACCAAGAUGUACUGUCCAGGAUGAGACUGACGAAAAAAACAAGGGUCUGGCAACCAGAUGAAUAUGAAAUUAAUACAUAUCUAACAUGACAACCAAACAAUGUUAACCCAUCUGUGACUUGUUUCCUUGACCAGGAUAAUGCCGUCUAGCUCCUUUGUUUCUGGCAAACAGAGGAGGAGAGAUGCACUUCGCGAAGGGAGAUUCAGCAUUACAAAACUUAAUGUUUUCAUUUACAUUGCCUGUGUUUGUGUUGUUGAGACUUUUUCUAUGAGAAAAUGACACAAUGCAUAAAUAAAUAAGUAAUUCCGCCAAACAUUUACUAUGGAUUAAGGACAACAAGAAAGCAACCAUAACGUGACAAUGCAUACAGAGCGUGGGAAAAAAAAAUCAAGUCUCUAUGGGAUGUUCAAAGAUUCAGCCAAAGUGUUUGCGCUCAUUCAAGAGGCAGCAAUGGCCGACAAGGACAAAAUACCUGGCUGACUGAUCUAUCACCAUGCAAGGAUGAGAAUGAAUUCCAGUUAUGCUCAAAAAGACUAUGUUUCAAAAGAUUAAUAUGUCCAUUGUGCCAGUACGAAAUCUGGAGGCCUUCGUUUUCACAUCGACGUGUGAACUCAAAGGAGAGCAAUUUCUCAGAGUUCUGGGGAUGUCUCAAAACUGAUGAUUUGGGAACCAUGCACGCAAAAUUAUCUUAUUACAGUACAUAUGUUUAUAUACAAUACAACCACAUCUAUAUGUGCUUUCUGGACUGUGACAAAGUGGUGUUUUAUAGCCUGUUGUAUAGAUGAUGCAAACUAUAACUGCUCCUCAACCAUUUUUGGAAUAAAAAUCGAAAAAGGACAAAAAGACAAACUUAAGUGUUAUUAAGUGUUGCUAGACAUAGAAGAUUUUAUGAAGACAUCUGCAUUAUUUUUUCAGUUGGAUUAUUUGAUUCUGCCCUGUUUUUACAUGUGUUCCUACAUAGAUUUUAUACAAAUGCCAAUCUGAGGUACACGACCAGUAGUAGCCUAUCCUGUCCUAAAAAUUGCACAAGGCAUUGAUGUUGGAGAGGCAUGGCAUGACAGUUUGUGUGGCCCUCUGUAAGGAUACUGGUAGAAUCACUGCCUUCCUGCUCAAUCCUGACUAAACCUACAUAAGUGAGAAUGGAGACAAAGACUAUGAAUGAUGGUUAUGGGUGAUGACGAUGAUGAUGAUGAUGGUCAUGACAAUUAACUUGCUGUGUGUGUGCGUCCAAGUGGUAUUACAUGAUUGUCCAAAUGUAUGCUUGGGCUGAUGCAAAACCCAAGGAGAUGAGUUCAAAUCUCCAUUUCAACUGUUUCUGUGUUUGUUCUGUCAUUCUGUCAGUCAAUUCUGCUUUUCCCGAGACCUGUACCUGGAAUGAGUAUGAGGAAAUUGACCAUGAACUAUAAAUGACGAUUAUAAAUUCUC